Mytilinidion resinicola is the source of this 2097-nucleotide messenger RNA. Its product is annotated as acyl-CoA oxidase. NCBI's taxonomy places the organism in Eukaryota, Fungi, Ascomycota, Dothideomycetes, Mytilinidiales, Mytilinidiaceae. The transcript has 5 exons. Gene Ontology annotation, cellular component: peroxisome. Gene Ontology annotation, biological process: fatty acid beta-oxidation using acyl-CoA oxidase; lipid homeostasis. The record is from RefSeq and is a predicted model, not a curated record. The coding region runs from base 1 to 2097 and encodes 698 amino acids. Gene Ontology annotation, molecular function: fatty acid binding; acyl-CoA oxidase activity; FAD binding.
AUGACUCCAAAUCCGCCUUGGGUGCAAGCAUUGAAGCCUGCGGGCCCUCAGGGACACGAGCUUCUUCAAUUAGAGCGCGACAAAUCCUCUGUACCAGUGGCGAAGCUCUCAGAAUUUCUAUUUACGAAAGAAGCCAUCGAACGGAAGCGUCGGGUUCUCAAAGUUCUUGAGUCUGAGAAGGUGUUCAACAAGAACCAGAACUACUUUGCCGGACGGGUCGAUCGCUUUGAGACAGCUUUGGCCAGAGCCAAAAGACUGCGUCAAUUGAAGGUCCAGCAUGGCUGGAAUCAGGAAGAUUCCAUUGUUGCAAACGAUCUCAUCAGCGAGCCGGGACCUUAUGGAUUGCAUGAGUCUAUGUUCUUGAUCACCCUGCGGGACCAAGGUACUCCCGAGCAGCACGAGCUGUUCUUGAAGAAGGCAGAGAAUUAUCAGAUCAUUGGCUGUUACGCUCAAACAGAGCUCGGCCAUGGCUCAAAUGUUCGCGGUUUAGAGACGACUGCAACUUGGAGUCCGGAAGACAAGACGUUUAUAAUCCAUUCCCCUCAUCUAACAGCAAGUAAGUGGUGGAUUGGGUCACUAGGCCGUACAGCGAACUACGCUGUUGUUAUGGCACAAUUGAUCAUCGAUGGCAAACCUUAUGGGCCCCAUCCUUUCGUCGUGCAAGUUCGAAACCUGAAGACCCAUGAGCCAUUGGAGAACGUACACGUUGGUGACAUUGGACCGAAAUUCGGAUACAACACCAUGGAUAAUGGUUUCCUUCUAUUCAAUCACGUCAAAAUCCCGCAUGUCAAUAUGCUGGCUCGGUUUUCGAGCGUUGAUCUAUCGACAAACAAGUAUGUCCGGCCAAUGUCGGCGUCCCUGGUAUACGGCACUCUCACAUGGGUACGAUCCCACAUAGUGCUCCAGAGCGGCUCUGUCCUGGCCCGAGGAGUGACGAUGGCAACAAGAUACUGCGCUAUCAGACGCCAAUUCCAGGAUCGCGACGCUCCGCAAUCGGAGAAAGGAGAAACUGCCGUUCUCAAUUAUACAAUGGUUCAAGUUCGGUUACUUCCCCUCCUGGCAGCUACCUUUGCUCUUCAUUUCACAGGCCAAGGUAUGAUGAGGUUCUACGCGGAGAGCCAGAAGAAGAUCCAUGGAAAUGCCAACACAGCAUCUGCUGACCGGGGUGCCGGUCCUGAGGAAACGCAUGCUGGAAGCGACUCUCUCGCCGAUUUACAUGCAGCUUCAUGUGGACUGAAAUCCUUGGCUAGUUCGAUUGCCGCGGAAGGUCUUGAGGUUUGCCGGAGAGCUUGCGGAGGUCAUGGAUAUAGCAGCUUCAGUGGCAUUGGGCCAUGGUAUGCCGACUAUCUUCCGACCACGACCUGGGAGGGUGAUAAUUAUAUGUUAUCGCAACAAGUUGCACGUUAUCUCUUGAAAUCAGCUCGCUCAGUCAAGAAAGGAGAGAAGCCGACCAACGAUACAACUCAAAUUCUGACUGAGUUUCUUGCACGGUCUGAUAUGGGCGCUGCUUUCGAUAUCAUCGGCAAGGACGAAGAUUUGGUUGCUGCUUUUGCGUGGCGAACGGCGUACCUUACUUUCGAAGCCUACAAACACCGAGACGAAGAGAAGAAAGCCUGGAACGAUCUUCUCGUCGACUUCUACAGGCUGAGCAAGGCCCACUCACAGUAUCUCGUUGUGAAGAACUUCUAUGAAGCCCUCCAGUCGCCAUCUACAACAGAUGUUUUGAAUGAAGAGACCCGUACCGUCCUCCACAAGCUGUUCCGCUUGUUUGCUUUGAACACACUAGAGCAGGAAAGCUCUGAGUUCUACCAGUCAGGAGCAACUACCGUACGGCAGAUCAUCCUCGCGCGAACCAACACGGUCAUGAAACUCCUCAAGGAGAUCCGGCCACAUGCUGUUCGACUAGUCGAUUCCUGGGACUUCCCCGACUGGCAAUUGGACUCAAGCCUCGGUAGGUACGACGGCAAAGUAUACGAGGACCUAUUCCACAGAGCGUCCGAACUAAACCCUCUCAACGCUAUAACGGUCGAUCCAUACCCCGAGAGUAGUGUGUUGUUCAAGAACGACAAGAGUCGAGACUUCAAGAGUAAGCUUUGA